Molecule: messenger RNA, 531 nt
Organism: Pochonia chlamydosporia 170
Lineage: Eukaryota; Fungi; Ascomycota; Sordariomycetes; Hypocreales; Clavicipitaceae
Product: methyltransferase domain-containing protein
Exons: 1
Coding region: 1-531 (176 amino acids)
Biological process (GO): tRNA methylation; RNA (guanine-N7)-methylation
Cellular component (GO): tRNA methyltransferase complex
Molecular function (GO): tRNA (guanine(46)-N7)-methyltransferase activity
Source: RefSeq, a predicted model, not a curated record
AUGCUGAAAAGUUGUUGCUGCACGAUACUUAACGUGGGUUUAGGACUGGAAAUCAGAACAAGCGUCACGCAGUUCGUCCAGGAGAGAAUAUGGGCACUGCGAGAACAAAACGACGGCAAAUUAUAUCAAAACGCGGCUUGUAUACGCGCCAACACCAUGAAGUUCCUUCCAAACUUUUUCAAAAAGGCGCAACUAAGCAAAAUCUUCAUCUGCUUCCCCGACCCGCACUUCAAGGCUAGAAAGCACAAGGCUAGAAUAGUCUCAACGACAUUGAAUUCGGAGUACGCCUACGCGUUACGUCCUGGGGGUAUUGUGUACACAAUCACGGACGUGGAGGCUCUGCACCUGUGGAUGGUGCAACAUUUAGAUGCUCAUCCUUCGUUUGAGCGGGUUUCUGAGGAGGAGGUCGAGAAAGAUGAGUGCGUCCAGGUUAUGGCAAAUGAGACUGAGGAAGGGAAAAAGGUUGCAAGAAAUAAGGGACAAAAGUUUGUGGCCCUGUUCAGGCGUAUGGAAGAUCCGCCUUGGGAGUAG